UUCCUAAACAAAUUAUUAUUCAAGUGUCCUUUUUGUCUUUUUUUUCUAUAGAAAAAUAAAUUUUAAAAUUCAAACGAUCAACAAAUGACGGCUGUUAUUACAUGUUCUGGUUGUGGUGGUGAAGCAUCGACACUGAAAUGCCCACAAUGUUUGAAAUUAGGUAUUGAAACAUCGGUAUUUUGUUCACAGGAUUGUUUCCGUACAGCAUGGCCAAAACAUAAACUUUUACACCGAAAAUUUCCGGAUGAAGAAUCCAAAAAUCAAACGAAACCAACAGCUUCAGCAACAGUAACGAAUUGUCCAUAUAAUCCAUGGCCAAUGUUUAGCUUUACCGGGCCAUUGCGGCCAAUGUAUCCAUUGUCACCAAAACGUACGGUACCCGAACAUAUAAUGCGUCCAGAUUAUGCUGAUCAUCCAUUGGGUGAAUCAGCAUGUGAACAAAGUGUCAAGGGCAGUACACAGAUUCGUGUGUUGGAUGAUGAAGAAAUCGAAGGAAUGCGUUUAGCAUGUAAAUUGGCACGUGAAGUUUUGGAUGUUGCCUAUGAAGCAGCAGAUGUCGGUAUUACUACCGAUGAAAUUGAUCGUCUUGUUCACGAAGCUUGUAUUGAACGUGAAUGUUAUCCAUCACCGUUGAACUAUUAUAAUUUUCCUAAAUCAUGUUGUACAUCGGUGAAUGAAGUCAUCUGUCAUGGAAUACCCGAUCAACGGCCAUUAGAAAAUGGUGAUAUAUUAAAUGUCGAUAUAACCGUGUAUCAUCGUGGUUUUCAUGGUGAUUUGAAUGAAACAAUGUUCAUCGGUGAAGUGGCACCACAACAUCGAAAAUUGGUCCAGGUUACGUAUGAAGCAUUGCAGAAAGCAAUUGCCAUUAUAAAACCAGGUGAAAAAUAUCGUGAAAUUGGCAAUGUUAUACAGAAACAUGUAUCUGCACAUGGCUAUUCUGUUGUCAGAAGUUAUUGUGGCCAUGGUAUACAUCGAUUAUUUCAUACAGCACCACAGGUACCACAUUAUGCCAAGAAUAAAGCUUGUGGUAUAAUGAAAUCUGGUCAUUCAUUCACUAUUGAACCAAUGAUAUCGGAAGGUAAUUGGCGUGAUCAAACAUGGCCCGAUGAAUGGACAGCCGUUACAAUGGAUGGUCGUCGAUCGGCACAAUUUGAACAAACAUUUUUAGUCACAGAUAUUGGCUGUGAAAUAAUGACUCGUCGAAGGAAAAAUGAUGGACAACCGUAUUUUAUGGAUAAAAAAUGAACGAAUCUAUCGAUUGUCUGUGGUUGUGUGUGUAUGAAGAAAAUCGAUAUUUUAGUCCCAAAGCAAAAUGAUUGAUUGAUUGAUUAAGUCGUCUCAUCUGAAUAUUUUUUAGUGUUUGAAAAAAAAUUAUUUAGUCUGUCUUGCUUUUUAGCCAUAUGAAAAUCAUCAUCACCCUCGCACUUGAAAGAUUUGUUGAUUGUGAAUUUUUUCUGCCAAAUUUUAGUGCUGAAUUGUUUUUUUUUUUUGAUUCAUGUGAAUAAAUUGAAUAAAGUUUCUCAUUUUACGAUUAACAUUGAUUAAAAUUUUAUUUUCGAUGGC
Dermatophagoides farinae (American house dust mite) is the source of this 1563-nucleotide messenger RNA. RefSeq names its product methionine aminopeptidase 1. NCBI's taxonomy places the organism in Eukaryota, Metazoa, Arthropoda, Arachnida, Sarcoptiformes, Pyroglyphidae. The record is from RefSeq and is a predicted model, not a curated record. Gene Ontology annotation, cellular component: cytosol. Gene Ontology annotation, biological process: proteolysis. Gene Ontology annotation, molecular function: metalloaminopeptidase activity.